Messenger RNA from Lycium barbarum (goji berry), 1918 nucleotides. Its product is annotated as mitochondrial import receptor subunit TOM40-1-like. The record is from RefSeq and is a predicted model, not a curated record. The transcript is spliced from 11 exons. Lineage: Eukaryota; Viridiplantae; Streptophyta; Magnoliopsida; Solanales; Solanaceae. Gene Ontology annotation, molecular function: transmembrane protein transporter activity. Gene Ontology annotation, cellular component: mitochondrial outer membrane translocase complex; mitochondrial outer membrane. The coding region runs from base 357 to 1274 and encodes 305 amino acids. Gene Ontology annotation, biological process: protein import into mitochondrial matrix.
AAAAAAAAAAAGCUUGUGAGUUGUUUGCUCCCACGGCCACUAAAUUGAAAAAGAAAAGUAGAGGCAAGAUAAAAGUAAAAUUCGGUCGUCAAAGCUAUACUUGAGGCGCGGCGAAGAAAUUAAUGAAACGUGACAGCAUAAAAACGGGCCGGGUUUAGGCCCGAAUGGGGUUUCUUGGUAGUUGGGCGAAGAAGGGUUUUACAUCCCCACUAACUGAGCUCUCUUCCCUCCACGUAGCCGCAGUCUGAGAAGGAGACAAUCACCAUCUUCUGUCUCUUUUGUUACUUAUUUAUUUUGGUUCAAUUGCUUUUUGGUUUCAAAUUUAUCACAUUUGGAUCCAGAAGCAAUAAUCUGCAAUGGCAACUCUCGUCCCUCCUCCUACAACCACAGUUCCUGCAGCGGCGGAGAAAGUUGAUUAUCUCAACUUGCCGUGCCCUAUUCCCUAUGAAGAAAUUCAUCGCGAAGCUCUCAUGUCUUUAAAGCCAGAACUUUUUGAAGGGUUGCGCUUUGAUUUCACUAAAGGACUUAAUCAGAGAUUUUCACUCAGUCACAGUGUACUUAUGGGGCCCACAGAACUUCCUUCACAGUCCACGGAGACAAUCAAAAUUCCAACUGCUCACUAUGAGUUUGGUGCUAACUUUAUAGAUCCAAAGCUGAUGCUUUUCGGCAGAGUAAUGACGGAUGGAAGGGUGAAUGCUAGAGUAAAAUGUGAUUUAUCUGAGAAUCUUACCUUGAAGGCUAAUGGUCAGUUGACCGGUGAGCCACACAUGUCGCAUGGCAUGGUUAAUUUCGAUUACAAGGGAAAAGAUCACAGGUCCCAGUUUCAACUUGGGAAUGGUGCAUUAUUUGGAGCCAGCUACAUCCAGAGUGUUACUCCACAUUUGUCUCUGGGUGGGGAAGUGUUCUGGGCUGGUCAGCAUCGGAAAUCUGGCAUUGGUUAUGCUGCUCGCUACAGCACUGAUAAGAUGGUUGCCACUGGGCAAGUUGCUAGCACUGGAAUGGUUGCACUGAGCUAUGUUCAGAAAGUUUCUGAAAAGGUGUCUCUUGCAUCAGACUUGAUGUACAACUACAUGUCUAGAGAUGUUACUGCAAGCUUUGGUUAUGAUUAUAUUCUUCGGCAGUGUCGUCUUAGAGGAAAAAUUGAUUCAAAUGGCUGUGUUGCUGCUUUCCUGGAAGAGCGCUUGAACAUGGGUCUCAAUUUCAUUCUUUCAGCUGAGGUUGACCAUAAGAAGAAAGACUACAAGUUUGGGCUCGGGCUUACAGUGGGAGAAUAGGAAGGGCGGCUUUUGGGGAUUAGUUUUUAGAAUUUGAGCACAAGGUUGGAACUUAAAGCAUCUUUACUCCCAUAUUCUUUUUCCUGCGCGAUAAGGAUCAAAGAAUCAGUUUUGUAUUUUUGUUGAGCGACAUUGCUUAUGGAGCAUCAGCUGCUGCAGCUAUUGAUCAUUUCUUGGUUUUGCAGUUCCAGUUUGUAGUUGUAGAGUUCACUUUUUAUUCAGAACGAGAGAUCUAGCAAGGUCCGAUUUUAAUGUGUAUGAAUAGCACAUUUGACGACUCCACUUGAGGAUGGCUAAUAAUUCCGAGGCUUGAAUAGCACACUUGACGACUGAACCACAGAUAUUAUCCUACUUGGGAGAACAAUCUGCUCUGUACGGAAUUUGUCGUAAAAUUGAAAUUCGGGUCUGUGAGGGAGCAGGAAGAAUGGAAAGCGCCCACUUUAUUGGUGGGAUAUGUUGAUCUCCUUUUCGUCUCAUCCUCAUCCCUUUCCUUUUAAAAUUAUAGAUUUUGGAUGCAUCUUUUUGAAACAGUUUAUAAAAUUUUACUCAUGCAUAUCACAAGUGUUUGUGUAGUUUUAUGUCGAAAUGGAGAAAUUGUAACUACUACUAAUACUUAUUGUGUAGUUUCAAAGUACAUUAAGCAA